CGGAGCAUUGCUGAAUCUGCUGCGCGUCCUGCAGGCUCGCUGCCAAAAUUCAAAUGCUUACAAUGGCUUUUCCCCUAUAAAGUUGACGGAGCUCAAUGUGGGGCAAUGGCAGCGAGUAGGAUACUGUCAACUUCUUCGUCUUCGAGUGAAGUUUCUUCAGAACUUUCUGAGGACUCUGAGAGCUCAGCAAGCGAUGCAGGAAGGCCGAGUCAAAGGCACGAGCAGGCCAGCAUUCGGCAGGCUAGCAGCAAACUAGCUGCAAGUGCCAGAAUUUUUCCCAGGCAGGAAAAGUCAAAGUCUGCUGAGUUUUUAGGGGCAGCAGUUGAUAAGACUUUGUUGGCCAGCACCGUCCCCACAACUCUUUUCCACAGAUCAGACAGAGUUGCAAGUGAACGUGAGAGGGGCCACCGCUCAACUUUGGAACCAUGUGAGCGCGAAACAAAGUCCACUGUGAACCACAAUCCAACAGAGGAGUGGCUCCAGGCGGACAUCAACAGCAGGAUUGAGAAGCUGGGGCCACUGCCAAAGCACCAAAGAAAGGGUCCCGGGCACAGUUCUUGCCUUGCAGCGGGCAAUGCGCAAGUUCUCAAUGAAAGAGCUAAUGGUGACCCUCAACCCAGGGGUGAGAGCAGACAUCGUAAUGGGGUCAGAAGAAAGGAUCCUUCUGCGGUCAGUAGUUUGCGACAUCACCGCACAGGUGGUGGUGAUAAAGAAAGCAUGGAUAAAAGGCCUGCCGAUCAAGCUAAAUACGCUCGGAGUAAAAUAGAUGAUAGGAAGGAGGGGCAGCCGCGAGGUGCUGAUGCGGAGACUCAAGUGGAGCUUAAACAAAGAGGCGAAGAGGUGAUUGCUCCAGAAGGCAGGCGUGCCGACUCCAAAUCAAAGUGGAAAAGUGUAACAGAGGAGAGCCGAAGUUCCGGAGAAGCUGUAUUUCUUCUGGCUCGUGAGAGGGCCCUCAGGCGAGCGGAAGCAAAGUCGAAAGCUGAUGGGAACUCGCAAGAGAGUUGGGGGUUUAAGGGGACCGGGGUUUCCUCAAGGUUGAAGCCGUCUGAGGACAAGAAGGGAUACCACUUGACUUUGGAGGAAAAUUCAAAGAGUAAACAGCGACACCUGAGUGCCCCUCCUGAGCGGAAGGACGGGAGAGUUGAGAAGAAGGCGGUGCACAAGCAGGAAGCCAAGCCGAAGAGUGCUCUUUAUGAGGGAGCCAGGGAAGCGGGGAAGCUGCCAGCUAGCACGAGGGAUGGGAGUCAGUUGGAUGGGAAGCCACAAGUAUCUGAUCGGCGACGCAUCGGGGCGCCCGAGCAGCAAGAACACGUGCGAGAAAGGAUGGAAAGAAGUGGGGAAAAGGAUUUGCGCAGUGGCAGGCAAAGUGAGAAGCCCAGGGAGGAAGCGGCAAGAGCGAGACAUACAAGUGCAGCGAGACCUCAGGACGAAAACAGGGAAAGAGUGGCCGGCAGGAGAGCGUCGCCAGCAUCAGCGGCAGGGGUGAGAAGCGACCCUGAACUGGAAGGACGCUCUGAGGACAGAGUGGGCAGUGUGAGAGAUGGAGAAGGAGCAAAGGAAGUGGAGGGGAGAAGUUUUGGGAGAGGUGAACAAGCAGUGGGGGGGGAGCCAUGGAAAGCCUCAGGAAGCAGGGACGAGAAGGUGGAGGCACGCAAGGCACGCUGGGAGGCAACACGGCAGGAGAAGCUGGCCCAGGUCGGUCUAGCAGCACCCCUCAAGAGGGCGUCCCCGACUGCCGCAGCCAAUCAGCCCCCCGAGAAGCGGAGGAGGGACGCAGCCAGGGGUCUGGCAGACGAAAGGAGCGCAAGUCUGGGGCAGGAGGCCAGGAAAGAUAUAGCGGGUCAGCCCGCGAUAUCCGACAGCGAGCAUGGGAGGGGGAGCUUGUCUCAAGGGGCCGCGAGGCAUAGUGGAGCAGGACGGGGGGAGAGACCGGGCGAGCAGUCGGUGCGGUCGAAGGAUCACGACCAACCGCCCAAAACGAUCUCAGAGAGACGAGAGAGAGAGCCCAGCGUCAGCCAACGGGCGCCUGAGGUGGAGUCCGGGCGACAAAAGACAGUUGUUAAAGCAGGAGACAGUGGUGUCACCGCAGGGCCGAGCGGCAAGCAGGCCAGCAGCAGGGAAAAGGCGGCGGCAAGCGCUGCGAGCUUGCCUGCGGACGCGGAGUGGUGCUACGAGGGUCGCAGCAAGAAGAUGAGCGGGCCGUACCCGCUGGACCUGCUGAUGGACGGGCUGGAGAGCGGCAAGCUGAAGCCGCACCUGCAAGUGUACAAGAAGAAGAGGGACGGCUUCUGGCCUCCCGUCAGGUUGCAAGACCUGCUGGACGGGAAAGUCGACCUGGAAGCCAUGGAGGAGCCCAAGGAGGAAGAGGGAAAACCGGAGACGAGCCGGGGGGGUGUGCCCCCUCACAGCAAGAGCUCAUCUGCCUUAACGGGUUUAAGAGCAGCUGGGGCAGUGACCGAAGCAGCAGAGAUGCUGGAGCGAGGAUCAGCAGCGAAGGAGGCCGUUGGCUCAGAUCGGUCAGCAAAAGGAGGAGAGCGGCAAGAGGUCACGCAAGGGGGGGCGGAGUUGCGUCUUGGGGUAGAGCGAAACAUCAAGGCGGAGGUGAAGAUAGUGCCUUCUAGCAAACAUACGGUCAGAGAAGGGGGGGCAUCAGAAAGUGACGGUGCCGAGAAUCGUGGCAAGGUGCGGGUGGACUUCAAGAGGCCGGGGCAGGGCCUGAAGAAGGCUCCGCUGCUGUCUGCGUUUGCGCAGGAGGAUGAGCUCGCACCUUCACUGCUGAAGGAGGAGGACCCGGUCAAGCUGAGGCAGCAGCCAGACCUAACUGAGAGUGUCUCCAAAGACAGACAUGGGGCGAGGGGAGUGUCGGCCACCGCUUUGCCGCUGUCAUCUGGAGAGGCUGGGGCUGCUUUUCGUCAGAAGGACUCCCUGCAGGAAGGCGCGUCCCACAAGGUCGUAGGGAAGCCCGUUCGGUGGGGGACUGCCAAGGACGAGCGUCCUCCUCGAGAAAGACAGCAACCAGAGGUUCCACGGGCGGCGAAGGUGCCGGGUGAAACCUCCAGGGGAAAGAGAGGGGGAGCAACGGAAGCGAAGCUAGAACCGCGGGAGUCGCCGGCGGAGGUCGAACAUCCGCCGGCCGCAAAAGAUCCCUCUGUCCGAGCGGGCAAAGACGGCCAGGCAGCCACAAACGUUUCAACGAGCGCCGUAAAAAGCACGGCCGCAGCAAAGCCGAAGGUGGCAGUGCCGGCAAGUGGUGCUCGAGAUGCGGACACCUCGGUAAAGCUGCCCGUCCCUGUACAGAUGACGGCGGCCGCCGCUCUCGGAUCCCCGCCGGGACACCUUGCCCACUUGCGCCAGGAGGCAGCCGCCUUCGCUGCCGCUCGCGCCGCCCAAGCCCCCAGCCACGCCCCCUCCGGAGCUCUUCCGCCAGCACAGGGUGGUCCCUGGGGCUCAAACCCCCAGUCGUUGCCCCAGCGCUGGUCGGGCCCCCAGCCAGAGUGGCACGGCGCCCAAGGCCCCUAUCAACAACCACAGCUUCACUGGCAGAACCAGGCCGCCCCUCUGGGGCAGCAUGCGGCACGCCCGGCGUGGGCCCCAUCCUCGCAGCCUGCGCCGCAGGGGGGUGCGGUCCCGCACUGGGGGCCGGAGCCUCGUCAGCAACCUGCGGGGACGGGUGGGGCCCCGCUGCAGCCAGGGGGGAUGACACAAGAGCAGUUAGAGGCGGCGGCCGUGUGGCGGUACCAGGGGGCGGACGGCCGCGCGGCGGGGCCUUUCAUGCUGCAGCACUUGCGCAUCUGGCUGGAGCAGGGCAACCUGUACCCCCACCUAGAGAUGCUCCAUGCGGACGGCUGGAUGCCCCCGUGCCCCCUGCAGUCCCUCAUCUCCGCCGCCGACUCGGGCCAGUUGCUCACACUUCUCAACCACCGCGGCUCUCCUCUCCCCACAACCCCGCCCGCACAACUCCCCGUAGCCAGUCAUGCGCCCCAAGACGCCGCAGCACCGGAGGACGAAGCAGCAGAGAGCGACGGUCCGUCAACACCCAAAAUGGCGACGCUGUACCCCGGCCGGCUGAUGGCGCAGCCGCUGGAGCUCCCGGACACGCCCGCGCCGCAGCGGAGGGAGGCGGUGGCGGCGCAAACGGUGGCGCUGGGCAUUGUGCGCGAGAAGCUGGCGGAGAUGGUGAAGCGCACGGUGCAGAACAAGCUGGUGGGCGUGCUGCUCAACAGCGGGCUGGACGCGUGGCUGCAGCGCAGGGCGCAGCAAGAGGAGGAGAGGCGCGUGCGGGAGCAGGAAGAGAGGCGCGCACGGGAAGAGGAGGAGCGGCGCAGGCGGGAAGAGGAGGAGCGGCGACGGGGGAGUCUUCACCCGCAGGUUACGAACACAAAUCGGGAGAGAUCCGAGCAGGAGGGGCAGCCCAGAAGUACUGCGGAGGGCGGUGGUGCGGCCGCCUCUAGAGGUGACGUCAGCGGUGGGGAGGAUGACGACAUGGAGGUGGUCGUCCAAGAUUCAGACGGCGAGGCCAUCGAGAUGACGGACGAAGAGCGCGCGGCUGCGGCUAGGGCGCGGCGCGCCAGUGGACUGGCAGCAGGGGAUCUGCGGCUGACGACGCGGCAGAACGUGGGCGAGGAGGAAACGGAGCCGAGUGUAGAGACGGGGCGAAGACCUGGGAGCGGGUUGGCGAAGCAGAAGGUGGAGUUGCGACAGAAUGGGUCUGAGGAGGGAGCGGCAGACGGGGAGAACGAGGUGACGGCCAUCGAGGAGGAGUGGGCGCGGCAGGCGCUGGAAAAGCACCGGGCAGAGCAGAGGAAGAACGAGGAAACGAAGAGAAAGCGGGAGGCGGAAAGUGCGAUGCGGCAGGAGAACGGGGGGAAGCGCGGCAGUGAAGAGGAGUCGGCGAAAGAGGCGCGGGGAGCGUCACACAGCCGGAAGGGUUCGGCUCUGAGAUCAAACGAGGGGGAAAAUGAGCCGUCCGAAGCUACUGGAGUGAGAGAAGGGGAGUUGAUUGCGGCUGGUGAUCGGAGCGAGGAAGGGCGUGCACACGAAGUCGAGAAUGCGAGCGGUGAAGCACGGUUGGGUGGCAAAGACGACGAACGGGGUGCACAGGAGACUGAGCACACAGGGCGGGAGAGCGGGGCAGCGGAAGGGGGCAAGAAGGGGAAAGGCACGAAUAAGGGGGCCAAGGGUAAGUUUAGGAAUGUGACGGAGGUGUAUGGGAGCGACGAGAGGGAGGGUGGAGGCAGAGAGGAGCCAGGCGACACGUCAGCGAACGAAGGGGACGCGAAUGCUGACGAGGAACCAGGCACAGCGGCGGGAGGUGAAGUGAAGAAGGAGAAGAAGGUUGGCCGGCCGAAGAAGGGGGGUGGCAAAGAGAAAAGGGUGCUCCCUGAUGAGGAGAGGCGGGCGAAGCAAAUCGCACAGCUGAAGGCGGCUCGUGAAAGCAAGGCGCAAAAGAAGAAAGCGAAGGAAGCGGCGGCAGGCGCACACGAGAAGAGAGGGCGAGAGAACGGACAUGUCGGAGAAGAGUCGGGGGAGCCGGCAAGCAGGAAACGAAGGAGAGCGGAUGCAGACGAGGCCUUCGACUCGCCGGAGCAUUUACUCGUUCAGUCCACAGCGGAAGAGCAGACCGGCAUGGCGUUUGAGGAUGUGGGGUUGACGUCAGCCUUGCCAGGGACCUCGGGGAAGAGGAAGAAGCUGCGUGAGGGGCUACAGAAGGCCUCCGAGCUGUUGCGGGAGUCGGGGAUUGGGGAGACGCCCGGUUCAGCAGGGGCGAAGAAGCGGGGUGAGGGGAAGGAGGGAGGCGAGGGGCAGUCGAUGGGAGGACGAGGGGACUCCGACGCACUUACCAACGAUGUAGUGCGGGGGGUAUCUGCGAGGACCCACGCACCAAACGGGGUCCGGCGGCCCGGGAAGACGGAGGGGAAGAGGAAGGGGGAAGGGCAGGAAGCAGAGGCUGGUGCUGGGGGGAAGCCUGCGGCUAAGAAAGGUAAACGGAAAGGAGCCCCUUUCGCAACGCCCCCAGCAGCAGACGGAAGGAAGGGCGGGGCAGCGGCCGCGUACCCGGGGACUCCAGGGGCCGACUGGAGGACGGAGUUCGCGGACGAGCCGCUGGCCGCCAUGUUGAAGUCGCCGGACCCCGUCACCUCGCCCUGGAACCUGUCUUUAAACCAUGCUCGCGCGUCCCCGGCAGUGUCCUGGGGUUUAGGCUCCGUCCCGGCCGACACGCCUGCUCUUCCGCAGCUCGAGCCGGUGCUUGAUCCUGCGGGCUGGGAUCCGGAAGAGGGUCACGGGUCCGGCGACCAGCAGCCGCAUAAGGCGGGGCAGGAAGGCCGCCGCCCCAAGCGGCCUCACUUGGACGACACCCUCACUGCGGAUGGCUGUGCUCGCACGUCCAUCAACGGAACGGAGUGGCGCGAGCGGAACCAGAACGCGUCUCGCGUAGGGAAGACCCUGCCGGCGACCGCGGCAGCCCCCCGCAGCCCUUUGGCGCAGGUCGCCGAGGUGCCGGCUGCGGCUGGCGUGGGGCCCCGGCAGCCGACGGCGCGGCUGCACCGCAAGACGCAGCGCGAGCUGGCGGCGAGCGCGGAGGGCGUGGCGGCGCUGAAGCUGAGCCAGCUCAAGUCGCGCAAGAAGAAGCUCAAGUUCGUGCGGAGCAAGAUCCACGACUGGGGCAUCGUCACGGAUGAGGCCAUCGAGGCGGAGGACUUCGUCAUCGAGUACAUCGGACAGGUCAUCCGCAGGCCGGUGUCCGAACUGCGCGAGCAGCGGUAUGAGAAGCUAGGGAUCGGUAGCAGCUACCUCUUCCGAAUCGACGACGAUAAUGUGAUCGACGCCACGAAAAUGGGGGGCGCAGCGCGCUUCAUCAACCAUUGCUGCGAUCCCAACUGCUACACCAAGGUGAUCUGGGUGGAGGGGCAGAAGAAGAUCGUCAUCUACUCCAAGCGGCGGAUCGAGCCGGGGGAGGAGCUCACGUACGACUACAAGUUUCCGUUUGAAAACGUGAAGAUUCCCUGCAAUUGCGGCGCAGCAAAGUGUCGAAAGACUCUCAAUUGAUCGUUCGAGAGGAGCCGACUGAGAGACGCAACCUGCCUCGGCUCUGACCAAGUCCCCAGCCGUUUCGUCAGGCUGUUACCAUCAGCAGCUGCUUGUGGGUAGAGACGGAAAAGAGAGCGGACUCGAAACCAUGUUCAAGCACCAUACGGAGUUGACGAC
Messenger RNA from Klebsormidium nitens, 7206 nucleotides. Lineage: Eukaryota; Viridiplantae; Streptophyta; Klebsormidiophyceae; Klebsormidiales; Klebsormidiaceae. The record is from the annotation of a GenBank genome assembly.